Molecule: messenger RNA, 732 nt
Organism: Phaeodactylum tricornutum CCAP 1055/1
Lineage: Eukaryota; Bacillariophyta; Bacillariophyceae; Surirellales; Neidiaceae
Exons: 1
Coding region: 1-732 (243 amino acids)
Biological process (GO): proteolysis
Molecular function (GO): cysteine-type peptidase activity; deNEDDylase activity
Source: RefSeq, a predicted model, not a curated record
AUGGGAUUGGUCAUCCUAAAUGGCAAGCGAUUCGAGGACAACGAUUUUGUCAUUAAUUUCGAUGACGCCUGUCUGUAUGGAAGAGAUGUGCAACUGCUGGAAUCCUCGACUGGCUGGUUGAACGAUACGUGCAUUCAUUACUACUUCCGGCGCCUGGCCUCUAAGGAUAAUUCGAGAUCCAUCUUUCUAGACCCAUCCGUCGUCUCGUUCCUGAUGCAUCAGUGUGACGAUAACGACGACCUUGUGGACAUUUCGCGAGGGUACGACAAUUGGACUUGUUCCAGACUGUUUGUACCCAUCAACGACAACUUGUCGUCGGAGAACUGGACGACACCCGGGGCCGGAACACAUUGGAGCUUGUUAGUGAUUGUACCAGCGCAGUCACCUCUCUACCUGCACAUGGAUUCAGUUCCGGGAUCCAAGAAUGCACUGACCGCGCAAGCGGUGGCCGAAAAAUGGGAAGAGGCCUAUUGGCUGACAUUGCCCUAUCAGAACGAAAGAGCAAUUCGUGUACAGGAACUGGAUGUACCAAGCCAACGCAACGGGAACGAUUGCGGAAUGCACGUGCUGGCAGCUGUCCGUGCGCUACAAGGUGUUGAGGCGGAGGCAUCUGUAGCAGUUUAUCGAGCGAAGCUUGCGGAUACGCUGGAAAAGGAUCUGUCCAAAAAUACAAUGUUCAUGAAGGACUUUCGACGAGAAAUUGUCGAUGAAAUUGCCUCCUUUGUUUCGUAG